AUGCUGCGGAACGCUCACUCACACAAGACUCUCCACAAGCCCCGGGCGCAUAUAGCAGAGCAUAACCAUCAGCGACCCCAGGAUAUUGCUAACUGUGAUAACCAGGCACUCUGUGCCCACCAAGCCACGGAACGAAUGAUUGACAAGCUGGCUGAGCUUUCGAUGGCAGGAAAUCCAGUAUCUUCGGGGUUAGGAACUGCAUUGAUGCGACGUGGAGAGGAUGAGGAUGUCGAGGACUGUCGGUUGCUCGGUGCUGAAAACACUUGA
This is a messenger RNA of Penicillium subrubescens, 267 nucleotides long. RefSeq lists its product as uncharacterized. The record is from RefSeq and is a predicted model, not a curated record. Lineage: Eukaryota; Fungi; Ascomycota; Eurotiomycetes; Eurotiales; Aspergillaceae. The transcript has a single exon. Bases 1 to 267 code for a protein of 88 amino acids.